CGCGAGAUGGAGUUCUUCCAAGUUGGAAAUGUCAAAUGGGUUAAAAGUAUAUUUUGGUAAUACAAGCCGGCUUAGAUCAGCUGGACCCCAGACGUGAAUGAUCUAAACUGAGCGUCAUCGAAAAGUGCAUCGAUCGCGACUCUUCUUAGCGAGGUGUUUUGCUCAGCAGAUCCUUAUUUUGGUAAUCGACGAUUGACCGCCGGUUUUUAUUAGCGAUUACAGCCGCUAUUGUGAUUCCAUCGCGUUUGCUUAUUAUUACGAAAUAACCGUUGCUUCGAGUGACUGCAAAACCGUGCAGAUUACUGAUAUCUGCGUUGUUGUGUUGGGGCACGUCAUUGUAACGGUGAUAUUCAAAUCGCGAACAACAUACGCAGCGAUUUAUACUAGGGAAAUACGAUGAUCGCAACUAAGUAGCAGUCGCAAAUCAAAGUCUUAAUUUUGCAGUCGUGAACUAUUUAGAGCUACAAAUUCUUCAUCGCAGUUCUGACGAGUAGUUUUACAGGUAUAGAAGCUGUGAGAGACAGCCAUGGUCUCUCCGAGAUCCCCAAUCUUGAAAUCAACAAGAUCUGAUGAAAAAAUUCUCCCGCUGGAAUGUUCUGGCAACAGCGAUCGGAUCCGCCAGCCAAGAAUACUCGGGAGAAGUUGGCUGAGCGGCGCGUCAACAUUUACCAGACUUUUGAUAAUUUCAUUCGCUUUUGCUGCUUCAUGGUACAUCAUGUUCACAGUCUAUGUGAUCUUGACUCGUGGAACCAGUCCGAUCAAUGUGCCGGUACAAGAGGAUCUAUUCCAGGAUUACAAUUGGGAUGAAGCUGCUCCGGCGCUCUUUGAUUCCCCUGAUUCCUUUCUGCCGCUAGAACGAGGUGUUCCUAGGCCUCGAAACAAAUACGAUAAUAGUAUCGAUGGCUCGGUUUCAAGUUCUGCUGAAAAUUCUAAUCUAAGAGACAGUCACCGGGAACCCCCUGCGGUUCAACAAUGUCAGAACAUUCCUAGAGUGUUCAGAUUCGAUUGUCAUCCGCAAGAAGGAGCCUCGCAGUCCAGUUGUGCGGCCCGUGGAUGCUGUUGGGAGCCACUUGAUAACCUACACUGUACUGGCAAUGAUUGUGUCAAAAACGUACCAUUGAACGUGCCUUACUGUUAUUACCCGGAGGACUGGCCCACCUAUAAUUUUGUCAAUACGACGCAGGAUGGCAACGAUUUCUCAGGCUAUCUGUUACUCGGAGCUAAAACUUUCUACGAAAACGAUCUUACGUUGAUAAAAAUGGAAUCGACCGGAAUGAGUGAUUCUAUUUUACGGGUUAAGAUCUACGAUCCAUCGAAUCCUCGUUACGAGCCUCCGUGGCCUGUACGAUCUGAUUGGAAUAUUCGUCGUUCCAAAGACAAACGUGACAAGUAUGUCUUCCGAACCGAAGAGUCCACCUCUGGUUUUACGGUCAAACGGAGCGCAGAUAAUACUACCCUGUUCGAUUCUAUCGGCAAGGGUGGUUUCACAUUCGCCGAUCAGUUUCUUCAAUUGCAUUCAACGUUGCCCUCGCAUAACAUUUAUGGCUUGGGUGAGCAUAGAUCGACGCUUAGAUUGGAUACCAAUUGGCAGUCCUUCACCAUGUUCAACCGAGAUCAAGCUCCGGUGGAAAAGACAAAUUUGUACGGUACUCAUCCGUUCUACCUUGUAAUUGAAGAAUCUGGAAACUGUCACGGUGUUUUAUUCUUAAACAGCAAUGCCAUGGACGUAAUAUUGCAACCAGCCCCGGCCAUCACGUUCCGGACAAUAGGAGGAAUUUUUGACGUCUAUUUCUUCCUUGGACCGAGCCCAGCUGAUGUUUUGAGGCAGUAUUCAGAGAUCGUUGGGAAACCGUUUCUUCCGCCAUAUUGGUCUCUCGGUUUCCAUUUGUGCAGAUACGGUUACGGAAGCCUGGCCAAUACCAGAGCAGUGUGGAAUCGAACUCGAAACGCUGGAAUUCCUUUCGAUGUACAAUGGAACGACAUAGACUACAUGGAUCGUAACAAUGACUUCACGUUCGAUACAAAGGCUUACAAAGAGCUGCCUCAGUUUGUCGAAGAGAUUCAUUCGGCGGGUAUGCAUUACAUCCCCAUAAUAGACGCCGGUGUGUCUGCGGCGGAGAAGCCUGGGACUUAUCCUCCGUACGACGAGGGUGUGAAAGACGACAUAUUCAUCAAGGAUGCGGCAACUGAUAAGCCUUUCAUUGCCAAAGUGUGGAAUUCAGUUUCUACCGCCUGGCCAGACUUCACAAAUCCAAAGACUACCGAUUACUAUCAUCGCAUGCUCCAAAACACGUACAAUAUGUUCAAAUUCGACGGAAUAUGGAUAGAUAUGAAUGAGCCAUCCAACUUCUACGACGGUCUUCUCAACGGAUGCGUUAAAAAUAACUUGAACAAUCCUCAAUAUGUGCCAAACGUUCGCGACGGAUCGCUUUCAGCUAAAACGCUGUGCAUGGACGCUAAACAUUACCUGGGACCCCAUUACAACGUCCACAAUACCCAUGGCAUCGGACAAGCAAUCGCCACUAAUUCAGCUUUGACUAAAAUCAGAAAUAAAAGACCAUUCAUAAUAUCGAGAUCAACCUGGGAAGGUUUUGGACAUUAUGCGGGACAUUGGUCAGGAGAUGUUUUCUCGGAGUGGCACGACUUGAGAAUGAGCGUUCAAGAGGUACUGAGCUACGGUCUCUUCCAAAUUCCUAUGGUGGGCGCUGACAUUUGUGGAUUCAACGGUAACACUACUGUGUCCCUGUGCAAUCGUUGGGUACAGCUUGGCGCGUUCUAUCCGUUUUCACGCAACCAUAAUUCUGUCGGAACAAUCGAACAAGAUCCUGUAGCCCUGGGGGAUAUGGUGGUUAAAUCUUCCAGAAAAGCACUGUUGAUUCGGUACAGAUUCCUACCACAUUUGUACACACUGUUUUUCAAGGCUCACAAAUUUGGUGACACCGUAGCGAGGCCAUUGUUCUUCGAAUUCAUUAAUGAUCAAGAAACUUAUGGUAUCGACACUCAAUUCCUGUGGGGCAGCUCGCUUAUGGUUAUACCUGUACUAGAAGAAAAUGCUGUCCAAGUCACUGCCUACAUUCCACGUGGGCCAUGGUACGACUUCUACUCAAAAGCUUUCAUCUUCUCGACUGGAAAAUAUGUGACAUUAAAUGCUCCGCUGGAUACCAUACCGUUGAUGAUUCGUGGUGGGUCCAUUCUGCCCGCACAAACACCAAACGUAACUACGACACUGAGCCGAAAGAAUAAAUUUGAAUUACUCGUCGCGUUGGAUACGAGAGGAUUUGCCAGAGGCGAGAUGUAUUGGGAUGACGGCGAUAGCCUAGAUUCGAUUGAGAAAAAGCAGUAUAAAUGGUUGGAAUUUACCGUCAAAGACCAGAAAUUGACUAACCGUGAGGUUGAGAGAGGAGAUUUCAAUGAAAAUAUGGUUCUUGGAAAAGUCAGCGUGAUGGGUGUUAACAAAAAAGUAAAGAAUGUCUUCUUGAACGGAAAUCAGAUGAAUUUCAUCUACGAUCAACAGAGAUCUUAUUUGAACGUCAAGAAUCUAAAUGUGGAUUUGAAAACGAACUUUGACCUCUCCUGGACAUACGAGUGAGCCUGCUUUACGAAUAAAAUGUUUAUCUACUACUUAAGAUGGAUUUUGUUUUAAUGUGAUAUUUUACAUACCUAGAUAAUAUUAUCUCUUUGCAUGUUUUAUUAUUCAGUUAUAAAGCAAUAUUUUUGAUCAAGGAAUGGAUUGUCGAGUGCAAUCGGUUUCAUAUUAUAACACUUCAGUGAUGUAUAAUAAUUUUUAAGUCAAAUGUUACUCAGUAAAAGACUGAUAAGAAACUUCCUGCGAGCACAAAUCUCGUGAAUUUGUAAAUAAAUAAACGAUAAUUGUUAUACAAAUUUACAACGAAAAA
Athalia rosae (coleseed sawfly) is the source of this 3896-nucleotide messenger RNA. Its product is annotated as lysosomal alpha-glucosidase-like. Gene Ontology annotation, biological process: carbohydrate metabolic process. NCBI's taxonomy places the organism in Eukaryota, Metazoa, Arthropoda, Insecta, Hymenoptera, Athaliidae. The record is from RefSeq and is a predicted model, not a curated record. Gene Ontology annotation, molecular function: carbohydrate binding; alpha-1,4-glucosidase activity. Bases 527 to 3589 code for a protein of 1020 amino acids. The transcript is spliced from 18 exons.